AAAAUUGAUAUCAUUUCACUGCAUUUUGCAUCAGCAAAAUCUUUGCGCAAAAUCUACCAUUUUGCAAGACACUCUGGAUAGAACCAUUGCCAUUGUCAACUAUAUUCGCGUAAAUGCAAUGCGUCAUCGUGAAUUUCGGCAGAUGCUCUCUUUAGAUGAGGAAACGUAUAGUGUUGACCUACCAUACUACUGCAAGGUUCGCUGGCUAUCAACAGGUCAGGUUUUGAUAAAAGUUUUGUCUUUACGACGACAAAUUUUAAACUUUUAUCAAGAACAAGGAAAACAAUGUGAUCUAUCAGAUGAAGUAUUUCUCAGAAACCUUGCAUUUUUGUCUGAUAUGAUGACAAAACAAAACAAUUUAAAUAUUUGCCUGCAAGGUGAAACGAGGUAUAUUUAUGAAAUGUGGCAAAAGAUCCAAGCGUUUAGAAAAAAAUUAUCAUUUUUCAAAACAUUGCUUUGUCGAUCGGAAAUAUCUGCACAACACUUCCCGGAGCUAGCUAAAAUGUUAAAUGAGCAGAACUGUGAAAAUAAAAUAUUCGAUGAAUAUGUAGGUGUCUUGGAUUGUUUAAUAGAAGAGUAUACUAAUAGAUUUUCUGAUUUUGACGAGCACACUCCUGCUAUGAAACUGGCAUUUGAACCACAUUUAAUAGAUAUAUCCGAGGCUCCUGCAGAACUACAAAUGGAGUUAAUUGAUUUAGGGGAAGAUAGUAUCAUCAAAUCCCUUUUUAACGCUAAAAAGGAUCCCAUAGAAAUCUGGAAAAAUGCUGUUGAAUAUCCAUGCCUUCGAGAACAUGCUCGCCGUUUACUUUCCUGCUUCGGAAGUACCUACUGUUGCGAGACAACAUUUUCUCUCAUGUCAAAAAUAAAAACAAAUUUAAGAACGCAAAUUACAGAUGCACAUUUAGAGGAUCAAUUAAAGCUGUGUGUUACGAAGCUUGAUCCAAAUAUACAAUUACUGUCAAACAAAAAACAAAGCCAAAUAAGUCACUAACUUAGUGAAUAAAAAAAUAUUUUUUAUUGUAUUUUUUUAUAAUAUUUUUAUAUUAUUUUAUAUGUAUA
Centruroides sculpturatus (bark scorpion) is the source of this 1059-nucleotide messenger RNA. Its product is annotated as general transcription factor II-I repeat domain-containing protein 2B-like. The transcript has a single exon. Bases 119 to 991 code for a protein of 290 amino acids. Gene Ontology annotation, molecular function: protein dimerization activity. The record is from RefSeq and is a predicted model, not a curated record. Lineage: Eukaryota; Metazoa; Arthropoda; Arachnida; Scorpiones; Buthidae.